Messenger RNA from Cercopithifilaria johnstoni, 1011 nucleotides. NCBI's taxonomy places the organism in Eukaryota, Metazoa, Nematoda, Chromadorea, Rhabditida, Onchocercidae. The record is from the annotation of a GenBank genome assembly.
AUGUGGCGUAAUAUUGGACGAUGUUGUACCACCAAACGAAUGUAUCAAAUUCGUCGUAAUGCUCACAAUACAAGCAAUCAUUUGGCUUAUUUGAUAUUUUUAAUUAGUACCGCAACUGUAAUUACUCAAAUUAUACGUGCUGAAAGAUUAUCAUCAAUUACACCUUGUGCCUAUCCAUUACUAUCCGAUACAGUACGUUGUGGUAUUGAUGAUGUAAAUUUGAGGAAAAGUGUUCGAAUAUGUGAUCCUGAUAAAGUAAUUAGCAUGUCUGAAAUAGAAGUUAUCAAGAAUAAGCUUGAUACCAUAUAUAGCCGUAAAAAUAAAUCAUGCCUUUGCGGAUUUGAUCAGAAAAAACCAUGUUGGUUUCGAUUUGGUUUUGCAUUUUUAAGUCGAAUGUUUCCAGUUGAAUCAGGUGUUUCACAUUUUUACAGUCGUGAAUUCUGUCCAACAAACAAAUCAUUGUUAAGUUACAAGAAAAGUUACACAUUAAUGGAUUCAACAAGAGAAUCCAUAAUUAAUUAUGGUAAAAAUUUUGCACGUCUAUUGCGUGAACGUUGGUUAAUGGGUGAAUGUGACGAGGAUAUACUAUUUUUUAUCUUACUUAAAAGGCCAAGUCAGCUUAUGCGUAGGAGCACAUUAUCGUAUUUAGCAUCCAGAACGGUACAACAAACACCGUAUAUUUUUGCAUCAUAUGGUUCGUUGGUUCGAGAAAAAAUUGAUCCAUAUCAUUCAUUAUCAUUUAAUGACUUCUCAAUUAAUCAACAACAACAGCAACAACAACAACAGCAACAACAUUAUAUCGAUCCAUUACAACAAAUUGUUGAAUCAGAAAAUGUAAAUUUUGAAAAUGGUUAUUCUUUAAAAGUGGUAACAGAAAAUUUGUUGGAUCGAUUUGAGGCAACACUUUCACAGGAAUAUACAUUACCACAUUCUCGAAAUCAUAUACCGGAUUGGGCAACAAUUGUUUUCAUCAUAUGUGCCUUACUUUGUCUACUAAUGUUAAUUGGGUAA